AUGGGUUCAUGGGUUCAUGGGUUCAUGGGUUCAUGGGUUCAUGGGUUCAUGGGUUCAUGGGUUCAUGGGUUCAUGGGUUCAUGGGUUCAUGGGUUCAUGGGUUCAUGGGUUCAUGGGUUCAUGGGUUCAUGGGUUCAUGGGUUCAUGGGUUCAUGGGUUCAUGGGUUCAUGGGUUCAUGGGUUCAUGGGUUCAUGGGUUCAUGGGUUCAUGGGUUCAUGGGUUCAUGGGUUCAUGGGUUCAUGGGUUCAUGGGUUCAUGGGUUCAUGGGUUCAUGGGUUCAUGGGUUCAUGGGUUCAUGGGUUCAUGGGUUCAUGGGUUGGGGUAACAAUGGAGGAGGUGGUCGCGGAGGCUUCAAUGGAGGAGGACGUAGUGGAAACGAUGGAUGGGGCAAUGGUGGUGGCCGUGGAGGAAACAACGGCGGUGGACGUGGAGGAUUCGAUAAUGGAGGAGGACGCGGUGGAAACGGCGGAGGACGUGGAGGAAACAAUGGAGGAUUCAACAAUGGCGGAGGACGUGGUGGAGGAGGACGAAGCACACCAGGAGAGCGCAUCGCCAACAAUGUCCUCGGAGCACUACUUGGAUAA
Caenorhabditis briggsae is the source of this 585-nucleotide messenger RNA. The transcript has 6 exons. NCBI's taxonomy places the organism in Eukaryota, Metazoa, Nematoda, Chromadorea, Rhabditida, Rhabditidae. The record is from RefSeq and is a predicted model, not a curated record. The coding region runs from base 1 to 585 and encodes 194 amino acids.